This is a messenger RNA of Siniperca chuatsi (mandarin fish), 4626 nucleotides long. RefSeq names its product atlastin GTPase 2 (gene atl2). Lineage: Eukaryota; Metazoa; Chordata; Actinopteri; Centrarchiformes; Sinipercidae. The transcript is spliced from 14 exons. Gene Ontology annotation, molecular function: GTPase activity; GTP binding. The record is from RefSeq and is a predicted model, not a curated record. Gene Ontology annotation, biological process: protein homooligomerization; endoplasmic reticulum organization. The coding region runs from base 194 to 2032 and encodes 612 amino acids.
AAGUACACUUAGAGUAGAAUACCUGCUUUCGAUCAUUUUAAAAACAUGAACAGUUUGCGUCUGUGAAAUUAGUAAAUAGUUUGCGCAGUGGUGGACUUGACCCAGCAGCUGCAGCCAGCAUGAACUUCAGCAGACAGCGUGAGAAGAAAAAAAGCUCCCUUGACGUCAGCCACGUUAGAUUCAGCAGUCCAAGAUGGCGGAGGUGAGCGGGUUGAGGAGCAGAAAUCACUUCGAGCCCAACCGCAAAAGCCGAGUCGUCGACGAAGGCUCGAGUGGCGUGGAAGAUGUCCCCAUUUUUCGACAUAAGCAGAGGCCUCCUUUAGCCAAGCCUGAAGACCUGGAGGAUGAAUUGCUUCCCAGAACCAUGGCCUCAAACUCGGGCAAGAAUGCCAGCCUCACCCCCUCACCAGGUGAAGAGACUCAGGAAGAAGAGGCUGUGAUAGAGGACGAAAAGGCCAGGCCCAUCCAGAUCGUCCUGGCCAACGAGGAUGAGCACAGCUUUGAGCUGAACGCUGCAGCACUGGAGAAGAUCCUGCUGCAGGAUCACGUGAAGGACCUGAAUGUGGUGGUCGUGUCUGUGGCCGGGGCCUUCCGCAAAGGCAAGUCCUUCCUGCUGGACUUCAUGCUGCGCUACAUGCGCAGUCAGAGUGAGUCGUGGAUGGGAGGUGAUGAUGAGCCUCUGACAGGGUUCACCUGGAGAGGAGGCUGCGAGAGGGAGACCACAGGAAUUCAGAUCUGGAGCGAAGUCUUUGUGGUGGACAAACCUGAUGGCAGCAAGGUUGCUGUGCUCCUCGUUGACACUCAGGGAGCAUUUGACAGCCAGUCCACCAUAAAGGACUGUGCUACUGUGUUCGCCCUCAGCACAAUGACCAGCUCCGUACAGGUGUACAAUCUCUCCCAGAACAUCCAGGAGGACGACCUGCAGCAUCUGCAGCUCUUCACAGAAUAUGGCCGGCUGGCAAUGGAAGAGAUCUACCUGAAACCUUUCCAGUCCCUGAUGUUCCUGAUUCGUGACUGGUGUUAUCCUUAUGAACACGACUACGGACUGGAAGGAGGCAACAGCUUCCUGGAGAGAAGACUCCAGGUGAAACAGAACCAACACGAAGAGUUGCAGAAUGUGAGGAAGCACAUCCACUCCUGCUUCUCCAACAUCGGCUGCUUCCUGCUGCCACAUCCUGGCCUCAAGGUGGCCACCAACCCGUACUUUGACGGCAGGCUGAGAGACAUCGAUGGUGAUUUUAAGAGGGCGCUGGCCAAGCUGGUGCCUCUCCUCCUGGCCCCAGACCGACUGGUAGAGAAGGAGAUCGGAGGCAACAAAGUCACCUGCAGAGAUCUCCUGGAGUACUUUAAGGCUUACAUAAAGAUCUACCAAGGUGAGGAACUGCCUCACCCAAAGUCCAUGCUGCAGGCGACCGCAGAAGCCAACAACUUGACUGCUGUGGCAGGAGCCAAAGACAUGUACAGCAAGAACAUGGAGCUGGUCUGCGGUGGGGACAAGCCAUACAUCGCCCCGGCCGACCUGGAGCGCUGCCACGAGGAGUUUCGCGACCACUCUGUGCGUUUCUUCCGCUCCGUAAAGAAAAUGGGCGGCGAGGAGUUCUGCCAGCGCUACCAGAGCCAGCUGGAGUCGGAGCUGGACGAGGCCUACGCCAACUUCUCAAAGCACAACGACGGCAAAAACAUCUUCUACACAGCACGCACACCCGCCACGCUUUUUGCAGUCAUGUUUGUCACCUACGUGGUGUCUGGGGUGACGGGCUUCAUCGGCCUGAGCACCUUAGCAGCCCUGGCUAACCUGGUGAUGGGCGUGGCGCUGCUGUCGCUCUGCGCCUGGGCGUAUGUGAAGUAUUCUGGAGAGUUUCGGGAGGUGGGAACAAUGAUAGAUCUGGUGGCCGAUACACUCUGGGAACAGGUUUUGAAGCCAUUAAGUGAACAUUAUAUGGAAGACAAUGUCAGACAGACGGUGGUUAACUCUAUCAAAGCCAGUUUGACAGAACAGGGCUCGCAGCACACCAAGUUAAAGACUCACUGACGCUCUUCAUCCUCAUCUCCCUCGUCAUGUUCAUCAUCCUCCUGCCCACUCGCUCAAUGUGCUCACUCCUAGAACUGUGGAACUAGUUCAACACCAAAGCUGUUUUCCCCUAAACACCCACCAUCACAUCGCUGCCCUAUCUUUAUUUGCUGUUGUGGACCUGUAGGCUCGCUGUCUGCCCUGCUCUUCAUCGCCCCCCAGUGCCUCAGAGCAGAAACUGCACGUUAAUGAGAGGACCGAGCAGAGAAGCUGGCUGCGUAGCCUCUUGCCAAAACAGGACCUGAAGGACUGUCACCUUCUCCAGUGUGCCAAGCUGUGAUAGAUGCAUCUUGUGCUGUAAUGCAUACUUUAGGCUGACACACACACACACACACACACACACACACACACACACACACACACACACUGACAUCUUUGCUGGUAGCGGACUGCACUUGCUUCAGGAUUGAGCUGUAAUUCAGGGAAAACUGACACCGCCGUGGGCAGCUGUUAUCAACAGUGGAUGCAAACUAAAACCCUUUUCUGUGCAUUUAAUCAUUUUGUCUUGCAGGCCAGACAGUAGAGAGCUCAGUUGACUUUCUCUUCAGACUGUUAAUUAACGUUUCCUACAAGCACAAGUGACUAAUUGACUCAGAAAACUGAUAAUGAGGUGAUUGUCAUGUUCAUUGUUUUUGUUAUUUCAGUAAAAUCAGGAAAAGGAUUUUUUUGAUUCUACUGAAGUAAAAGGAAAUAGAAAACCCUGUCAUGGCCAAGCUGGAGAGGCUAUUUUAACUGUCAAAUUUCCAGUCUGUCCUGGUAAAUUGAUCUGUGUCCUUCUACAAAUCUGAACUGAACAGACGAGUGCAGGAAAUCAAGUAAAACUAGUAGUUCACCUGCAUGCCUAUGUUCAUUCAUUUUUUCACACUAUGUUUAGAAGGUGUGUUAACCAGGUAACAUAAUCAAACUCUGGGCUCAGGUUGCUUCUAGACAACAUCUCUGUACGUCUCUCUGUCUCUCCCUUUAAUAUUUUGUGAUUGUAAUCGUGAAGAGAACUAGGAAGCCUCGAGCCUCUCGCCUGAUGUUUGAUCUGUUUUUAAUUUAGAACUGACGUGUUUUAUCUGGCCUUUUGUGUCUCGUAGCGGACCUGCCAGCGUUUGGCCCUCUGCAUGGUGUUAAGAGGUACUGUGUUGUAGCAUUAAGCUAGCUAAGAGCUUUUAGAGCCCAGGCCUUUAUAGUCAGGUAGCCAGGGAGGACUGUCAUGUUGAACCAUUUUCUCUUCCACUGCCUUUCAUUAAAGCUGCACUAGCCCUGUUUCCCCUUUGCAUUUUAGGAACUACAGGAUGUAAGUUUGACUCUUGCUUUUGGGGAGUUAUAUACUUGCAUAUCUUUUUUUAAGCUCAAACUCAUAUUACCCCUCUAAAGGAAUAGUUUGACAUUUUGGAAAAUACGCUUAUUUCUUGCUGAGAGUUAGAUGAGAAGAUUGAUACCACUUCUAUAUCUGUCAGUUAAAUAUGAAGCUACUACCAGCAGCUAACCUUGUUAGCUUAGCUUAGCAUAAAGUCCGGAGGUGAAACAGCUAGGCUCUGUCUAAAAUCUGCCUAUAGCAACAGCUCUAAAGCUCACUUAUUAACUCACAUCUUGUUUGUUAAAUUCUUACACAAACCAAAGUGUAAAAACAACAAUUUAACAAGUACAACCUGAUGUUGCUGCGUAAAACCACUCUGUUUUUUGUAGGAAUUAAACAAGCGUGUUAGUGAACUUUAGAGUAGCUGGUAGGCAGAAGUUUUUAACCUUUUGUACAGAGCCAGGCUAGCGGUUUAACCCCGUUUCAAAGCUUUAUGCUAAGCUAAGCUAACUGGCUGUUGGCUGUAGCAUCAUAUUUAAAUGACAGAUAUAUGAGAGUGGUAUCGAUCUUCUCAUCUAACUCUCAGCAAGAAAGUAAAUACACGUAUCUCCCAAAAUGUUCAACUAUUCCUUUUAACCGACAAGAAAUGAUUCUAUCCGCUGCCUUUAUUCUCUCCUCUCACUGGACUCGUAUUCCUCUCUUCAGCGAAAGGUGGUACAAUCAUUCAAAUGGCGAGGGACUUUUUCACAAUUUAAAAUGUGGUUACUUCACAAUAAGAACCUGGCUUAAUGUUAAGUAGACUAAAGAAACCUUCCCCAGUAUUCAUUUUUUUACUUUGUUCAACAGCUGCAUCACAUCUGUCUGAGCUCUUUUGCGUUGAUUCCAUCCACAUUAUUUCUCACCUCAAGCACCAUCUCGUACUGUACAGUGUGUUCACAUAUUACAAAUUGGGCAUGUAUGUUGGAUUAAAUAUUUAAAUAAACUUUGUAUACAUUUUAUAGUUAAUCAUUUGACAAUGGCUGUUUUUUUUCCUCUCUUGAUCUACUUAAAAGUUUAUGGUUUGGAUGUUAAGUUGCUGCUGUAGGGUUUACACUAGUGUUCUCCUUUUUCAUGAGGACGGACGUUAAUAGAAACGUGGUGUGAAUACUGAUAGGAAAAUGUUUUGAUUGUGACGAGUGGAUUGGAGACAAUGUCUGCCUUUUAAAGGUAUCUCUGGUAAUUUAUUUUUGAAUAAAAUGUUUACUUUAAGAAUAAAUCAUCAUUUCAGUUC